Messenger RNA from Harmonia axyridis, 1534 nucleotides. RefSeq lists its product as uncharacterized. Bases 363 to 1391 code for a protein of 342 amino acids. NCBI's taxonomy places the organism in Eukaryota, Metazoa, Arthropoda, Insecta, Coleoptera, Coccinellidae. Gene Ontology annotation, biological process: positive regulation of cell population proliferation; positive regulation of protein autophosphorylation. Gene Ontology annotation, molecular function: growth factor receptor binding; growth factor activity. Gene Ontology annotation, cellular component: membrane. The record is from RefSeq and is a predicted model, not a curated record. The transcript has 6 exons.
CCUAUCUAUAGACGUUCGUAAAUAUCUAGUGCAGCCUUGAUCGCUCCCAAAUUUCACAUCUCUCUUCCCACACCUCCUUCAGAUACUGAUAAGUUUCGAUGAAUCUCUCCAGACGUCGCAAAUUCUCAGAAUCGGAAAUCAGCUUCAAACUUCCGAUUUCAAAACACCUCCACUUAAAAUUCAGUGCGCAACCUAAGAACGUAGUCAUCGUACGUUUCACAUUCAUGCGGUACCUUCAGGCUGCCACUAUCACCACACAAUCCUCCAGAUCAUAAGUCUCCAUUAACUGUUAAACACAACACGACUUAAGUCAGUCGAGGUCGUCCAAACAACUUUUUAAAAUUUGGUGUUAGAUUGUUGCAAUGUCAACUACGAGGAUAAUGUGUUCUUUAACCAGGUGUUUCGAUGUUGUUCUGUGGUGCAUUCUGGUGUUGAUUGUUGCCGUUUGUGUCAGUUCGACGGAGUCUGCACGGAAAAAUCAAGUAAGGUUUUCCGAGGAUGUUAUAGUUUUUCCGAAGGAAGAUGACAUGGGUGGAAAGGAGAGAAGGAUGGAGGAGUUUAGGAUGCCAGGGUUUUUCGGGCAUACUGUGGAGUUUCAUAAGAUGCAUCCAGAGUUUGGCGUUAGAAGAAUAGGUGGUAGAGGGAGGAAUCCAGAAAUUCAGGGGAUUGAUAAUGAUAAAAGAAAUGUUGAAGAUGUGAUAUCAACAAAUAUGACGAUUCCCCUCGACUUGAUUCAAGAGAUCAAUGAAGUCGGUGAUCUGAAUGAAAUAACUAGGAGGUUUGUCGAAGGAGAUGGACAGGUGUAUCCUGAUUCUUCAAUAUUGACAGAUCGUUUUGCCGAUGGAGAGAGAAAUGCAGCUAUCAGACCAAAAUCUGCAGCCUGUAUGCCCGAAUUGCAGACUGUGAAGUUGGCAAGCUCGUUAGACGCGAGCAUCUUGUACAUUCCCCAAUGCACAAGAAUAGAAAGAUGCGGAGGAUGUUGCAGUCACCAUUUACUAAGCUGUCAGCCCAUUGAAACAGAACCUGUCAGUUUUUCAGUGCUGAAAACUCAAUAUGUAGGCGGAAAAAAUUUGAAACUUGUAGGUAAAGAAAUCGUUGUCUUAGAGAAACAUACCAAGUGUAAAUGUGACUGCAAAGUGAGACCAGAGGAUUGCAACAUCUAUCAAGUAUAUAAAAAGCCAGAAUGUCGUUGUGCUUGUACUAACACUGAUGAAGAGAAAAAAUGCUAUAGAAAAAAUCAAACUAAACUAUGGGACCCACAGCUGUGUAGUUGUGUUUGUAGAGAAGUGGCUGAUUGUUCCACUGGCUUUCAAUUCGAUCCAAUUGAAUGCAGAUGUGCUCCAGUUCCGAUUAGGAGUAGAUACACUGAAGCAGAACCAAGAUUAGACUGAUUAACAACUCACCAAUUGAGAAACUGUAUCAUUUCAUAAUUCAUAACCAAAUAUUCUCCUUGAUUGUGAUAUUUUCUAUGUAUAUUGUCAUAAAUUAUUAUUAUAUUAUCCAAAAAAGCAAUAAACUGUUGACUUAAAAUGUA